Molecule: messenger RNA, 1736 nt
Organism: Dothidotthia symphoricarpi CBS 119687
Lineage: Eukaryota; Fungi; Ascomycota; Dothideomycetes; Pleosporales; Dothidotthiaceae
Exons: 1
Coding region: 181-1515 (444 amino acids)
Source: RefSeq, a predicted model, not a curated record
GAACGCCUCAGAAAAAGCGACACCCACAUCCACAUCUACAGGUCGAUACUGCAGGGCAACCACGGCCUCAUUUUAAAUAUCUGUCGUAUUCGUGUGCGUUCCGAACCCCUCUGCAGAAGCCGCGAAAACUAGAGGGGUAUUAUUCAUCGUGCCAAAAGUAAACAUACACCUAUCGCAUCGAUGCCAGACCAGACAUCAUGCCCUAUACCCGAGGUCGAUCAAGCAUUGUCAUCCUACAUCGGUUCUCGCAAAGACACACUCAGGAUUCGACGGGCACUCUCAAAGUAUCUCACCGCUAGUCUCCGACCUGUCAACUCUGCAACUCAAAAUCAGCAUGUGAACCACGAGUGCCCGCUGGGUCUGUCAGCCGCCGGCACCAAUCCUCCUGGUCUGAAAGACACACGCUUAGCAUAUCUGCAUGCUCUGCGAGCUCGGAACCAAGCACAGACGCGUCAUACUGAGCUUCAAGCUUCUUUGGAGGACUUGCAGCAACGGCAUAUUGAUGAGAAUCCUACCCAUGUCGAAUCUGAAUUCGACGAUGAAGCUGCACAAGGCUACGUUUCUCUCCUUCGACAACGCCGGCGCUUUGCGGAACUCCAGGUUAUCCAGGAUGCCCUAGAGAGACUGUUGAACGCAAAGUCAACAGAUGCUCCAAAUGACCCAAGAACUCUCGUCGCCAACACCAUCGGCGAACAACCCGAUUUGCCAGCAGAAAGACUCGAGCAACUGUCACAACCCCAGGACAACCAAACCUGGGUAUUCAAGUUGAAACAACAGGUUCUCGAAGCAAGAGUCGAGAUGGAUGGAGCGAAUGCUGCAAAGAAGAAAGUCCAGGACGAGUCGCCCGAGCAAUCUAAUUUGCAGGCGCAGGUUUACGCUUUGGAGCGCGCACGAGAUGAGCUUGCUGAAUGGGUGAGUGGGGAACUUGCCAAGAUGGAAGAGGAGACAGUGUUCCUGGAAGAUGCUUCACCGAUCAAACGCUCUAUAAACAGUCCUUCUCCUAUGGACAUAGCUACAGCAGAAGAGCACAUCCAAAGCUCAUAUGAUCAGUACACCUCUUCUCGAGCAACGUUGCUCGACUCAUACACUUCCUUUCAGCAAACCCCGGAAGCGCCAAAGGACAAACCAAACGAUCCCCAGAGCGUCGCCACCAAUCCCCCCGAAGCCAAAGGAAACGUCAUGCCCAUCACCAAGAUAUUUCCGCAUCUUCCGCACAUCGCACGCUCUGCAGUAAACGAGCGCUCUCUUCUCCAGCAAUCUGUCUACCUACAGGCUCAGAUGUCCGCUGCAGACCAAGAGAUUGAGGAAGCUCUACUACGGCUUUCUGGUGAGAGUCACCUGCUUCCAGCAGGCUCUAAGAAUGUCAGCGCGUGGAGUAAGACGGCUAUGGGGGCUGAGACGGCGACGGAGAGUUUUGUCAAAGAGCAGUUGCAGGAUAGCCGGCAGGAAGUAAGUAGCAUAAGCACGAUUGUUGAGCUUUGCUCGAUGCACAGCAAGGUGCUUGCCUCUGUAUAGGUCGCGGUUGGGCUACAGGGAGGAGAUACAAUGGAUUUCCUGUGAGAAUGUGAAAUUAUUGGAAUGAUGGUGGUCAGAUUGCUGUGUAUGUUUCUCUAUCUUUCUAUGAACGGAAAAUUCCAAAUCGAGGCUUUCAUCAAUGUCAUGUUACUAGACACAUUCAUGUGCAUUCGCUUUAGACAUGUUAUGUUGCAAGGCUAAUUUGCUGUAUUGAAUUCAUG